Molecule: messenger RNA, 2040 nt
Organism: Phaeodactylum tricornutum CCAP 1055/1
Lineage: Eukaryota; Bacillariophyta; Bacillariophyceae; Surirellales; Neidiaceae
Exons: 3
Coding region: 1-1995 (664 amino acids)
Biological process (GO): mitochondrial respiratory chain complex IV assembly; protein insertion into mitochondrial inner membrane from matrix
Cellular component (GO): mitochondrial inner membrane
Molecular function (GO): membrane insertase activity
Source: RefSeq, a predicted model, not a curated record
AUGGAAUGGGAGGGGGAACACUUCAAGUCCGUGUACCGGGAACUAUCCAACGAACCAACGGGGAUGGAGAAAUCGUACCCGAGUGUUUCGUCUGGUUCCGUCAGUAGUAAUAAAAUCCAAUCCGUACCCACACGUCAACGAUGCUUUUGGUUGUUUGGUCAACUAGUGUCCCGAACAAGGUGUACGAGAACAAAGUUGGUCCCCAAUACCAACCCAACCCAACACGAUGGACUGGGAACGGAAAAAAAAUUCCCGGAUGGUUUUCCCGUGCCAUUCCGAGUAGGUAUUCCUACCAUGUACAUAUACAUGUAUACAUACUAUUUCCUGUACCGACGACAACCACGAAUGUUCCCCAAUACUACGAAUGAUUUGGGCGCGGACGGGGGGGGGGGAAUGGGUCUCGGGUGGGUAUUCCCGCCAAGACGAUUCCGUACGAGGUUGUGGUGGCAGCACACCAAAGCGUGUACCCCAACGAUACGGACACUCACCUUUAACACCGAUUGCCACGGGCGUCCGACGGUACUUGCACGUACUACCCACCGCAUUUACGACAACCACAACCACAACAAACUCCGAUGGAACAAUGCAUCCCGAGUAUUGUCCGAGACGCGACGUUCGCCAGCAGCGGCUUUUCAGUCUCGUCACCUGACGGAAAUCACUUGGUUGCCCGAAGUGCUGCAGAAUGUUUCGGUCUGGGGUGGCAGUGGUUAUCUCCUCAAAGCGAUACACGCGGACGGUGUAGUCCCCUACUGGGCCUGCUUUGCCGCCAUUAACGUAAUGGUCCGGAUCGGAUUGUUUCCGCUCGUAUUGUACGGCGCGCAGACCUCGACACGCUUCGCCAAGGUCGUUCCGGAAGUACAGUUCCUACUAUCCCUCUUUCAAGCCGACUGGCAGCGAUUGCGCCAAAAGAACGCGCCUUUACGCGAACGACUCAUGCUUAUGCGGACCAAUUUGGGGACGCUGGGAGGAAUUUACAAACUGCACGGCAUACACCCCAUGGCCGUCUUUCUUUCCCCCCUCCUACAAGUACCACUCUUCUGGUACGUUUCCGUCGAUCUGCGCAAAAUUGUGAACGGUCUCGAUCCCGUACUGGCACAGCAACUCGUGGAAAGUAGCGUGGCGUGGGUGCCGGAUUUGACCGAAGCGGAUCCGUGGUUCGGAUUGCCCGUACUCGCCGGACUCGUCAUGUACGCCAACGUAGAAGUCGCCAUAGGCCGACGCAGCUUGAGCGGACCCUCCGUGGCCAAGGCCGAUACCGGUGUCUUGCUCAAAGAUGUCUUCCAAUCGCUCGCCGUAUUCAUGCCCUGCUUUACCUCCCAAAUGCCCGCCGGGGUACAGAUCUACCUCGUUACCAGUUUCCUCUUUACGAUGGGACAAAGCGCGGCGCUCCGGACCGAAGCCUUUCGGGCCGCCGUCGGCUUGCCCUCGCUGGCGACCGCCCCGCCGCCCGAGGCCAAGUACGCCAACCAAUUCAUCGCACUCAAACAGCUCGAACAAAAGGCUCGUGAAAUUCGAGGCGACGGUCCCGUUUUGGGAAAAGGCGUCCUCGCGCUCGACCUGGAAUGCUCCUUCCCCGGCACCAACCGACCGAGCACCAUUGUCGGCAGCGGGAUCGAUCCGUGGCAACCCGGGGCCGCCCUGCCGUCGCUCACGGGACCACUGUCCGACCGAGGCCGCGUCGAACUAACGCCGACCAAUCCCGCGGCCUUGCUGCCACCGGGGACGCCACUCGUACACGGGGUGACCGCACCGGUGGCGCUGCUCCGGGAACGAAUGGCUGAGCGGGAACGGUUGGCGGCCGUGGCCAGCGCCGCACCGGCCGAUGCGGACCGUCAGUACAUGCCCCGCAUCGAUGACGAAGUCAUGGCCAAGGCCAACCGUGCGGAAAUGCCCAUCGCGACCCGCAUUGUCGAACGCCGCAACGCCGAUGUACCUCCGUCGUUCAAACGACUCCGUAAAGGCCGGACCGGUAAACGUAAACCCAGCAAGGGUUGAACGUAACACUCACUUUUUUUUAGGAAAAAAACGUUUGAUUUGUUC